Arvicanthis niloticus (Nile rat) is the source of this 1581-nucleotide messenger RNA. It is a transcript of the gene Trim58, whose product is annotated as tripartite motif containing 58. Gene Ontology annotation, molecular function: zinc ion binding; protein binding. Lineage: Eukaryota; Metazoa; Chordata; Mammalia; Rodentia; Muridae. The record is from RefSeq and is a predicted model, not a curated record.
UGCUCCUCUCCUUUGGGGUUUCCUCCCUUCUAUGCAGACCGCUGGGGCAAUAGGAGCUGCUGUCACAAGCUAAGGCCAUGGCCGCGGCACCCGGGGAGCGGCUGCAGGAGGAGGCGCGGUGCUCCGUGUGCCUGGACUUCCUGCAGGAGCCCAUCAGCGUGGACUGCGGCCACAGCUUCUGUCUGCGGUGCAUCUCGGAGUUCUGUGAGAAGUCAGACAGCGCUCAGGGCGUCUAUGCCUGUCCCCAGUGCAGGGGUCCCUUCAGGCCCGCCAACUUCAGACCCAACCGGCAGCUGGCCAGCCUGGUGGACAGCGUGCGGCAGCUGGGGCUGGGCACGGGACACGCGGGGUCGCGUCAGUGUGCGAGGCACGGUGAGGACCUGAGCCGCUUCUGUGAAGAAGACCAGGCGAUGCUGUGCUGGGUUUGCGAUACCAGCCUUGAGCACCGGAGCCACCGCACGGAGUCACUGCAGGAGGCAGCCAGCCGCUACCAGAGGAUGCUCAGAGCCGCUUUGGAGCUUGUGAAGAAGGAAAUGGAAGAGGCUCUGACCCAGGAGGCCAACGUGGGAAAGAAGACCAUCAUCUGGAAGGAGAAAGUGGAGAUGCAGAGACAACGUUUCAGGCUGGAGUUUGAGAAACACAGGGGUUUUCUGGCCCAGGAGGAGCAGCUGCAGCUGAGGCGCCUGGAAGAGGAGGAGCGAGCAACCCUGCAGAGACUGCGUGACAGUAGGAACAGGCUGGCCCAACAGAAUAAGGCCCUGAAGGAACUGGCUGAAGAGCUGGAGGAGAGGAGCAAGCAGCCAGCUCUAGGGCUACUGGAGGGAGUGAGAGGAGUCUUGAUGCGAAGCGAAGCUAUCACAAGGGUGGAACCAGAGGCUGUCCCUAUGGAGCUAAAGACUGUGUGCCACAUCCCUGGGAUGAGGGAGAUGCUGAGGAAGUUCCAAGUGGAUGUGAAGCUGGAUCCGGCCACUGCCCACCCAAGCUUGCUCUUAACGGCAGACUUGCGCAGUGUGCAAGAUGCGGAGGUCUGGAGGGAUGUCCCCAGCAACCCUGAGCGCUUUGACACCUGGCCCUGCAUCCUGGGCCUGCAGGGCUUCUCCUCUGGGAGGCAUUACUGGGAAGUCAUCGUGGGGGAAAGAGCAGAGUGGGGACUAGGGGUCUGCCAAGACUCAGUGCUGAGAAAAGGGGAGACCACACCGUCCCCAGAGAACGGCGUCUGGGCCAUGUGGCUGCUCAGGGGGAGCGAGUACAUGGUCCUGUCCUCUCCCUCAGUGCCUGUGCUCCAAUAUGAGCGACCUCGCCGCAUUGGGAUCUUUCUGAACUACGAAGCUGGCGAAAUCUCCUUCUACAAUGUCACAAAUGGGUCUUAUAUCUACACAUUCAAUCAUCUCUUCUCUGGUGUUCUCAGACCCUACUUCUUCGUCUGUGACUCGACUCCUCUUAUCUUGCCGCCCAUGACAGAAGCAGGGUCUGGAAACUGGACGCCCAGGGGUCUCUUUGAUCUUGCUGCUGCUGCCAGAAGUGAGGAGUACUAAACCCAUCGGAAGUGCUGCUUUUCAGAGAGGCUCUGGAUAGACUGGG